Helicoverpa armigera (cotton bollworm) is the source of this 1766-nucleotide messenger RNA. It is a transcript of the gene Gdi, whose product is annotated as rab GDP dissociation inhibitor alpha. Bases 1 to 1332 code for a protein of 443 amino acids. The record is from RefSeq and is a predicted model, not a curated record. Gene Ontology annotation, cellular component: cytoplasm. NCBI's taxonomy places the organism in Eukaryota, Metazoa, Arthropoda, Insecta, Lepidoptera, Noctuidae. The transcript has a single exon. Gene Ontology annotation, biological process: vesicle-mediated transport; small GTPase-mediated signal transduction; protein transport. Gene Ontology annotation, molecular function: Rab GDP-dissociation inhibitor activity.
AUGGAUGAAGAAUACGACGCGAUAGUUCUGGGAACGGGUUUGAAGGAGUGCAUCCUCAGUGGAAUGCUCUCCGUGUCCGGAAAGAAGGUAUUGCACAUUGAUCGUAAUAAGUACUACGGUGGUGAAUCUGCGUCAAUUACCCCGUUAGAAGAAUUGUUCGCAAAGUUCAACGCACCGGCUCCCGACGAAACAUACGGCCGAGGUCGCGACUGGAAUGUCGAUUUGAUUCCCAAGCUGCUUAUGGCCAAUGGGCUUCUUGUAAAGCUUCUCAUCCACACGGGUGUGACUCGGUAUUUGGAAUUCAAGUCUGUGGAGGGCAGCUAUGUCUACAAAGGCGGAAAGAUUUCAAAAGUGCCCGUCGAUCAAAAGGAGGCGCUGGCGUCGGAUCUCAUGGGGAUGUUCGAGAAGAGGCGCUUCCGAAAUUUCCUUAUUUACGUUCAAGAUUUCCAGGAAGAUGAUGCUAAGACCUGGAAAGACUUUGACCCCAGUACGGCCAACAUGCAGUCGCUUUAUGAUAAGUUCGGCCUCGACAAGAACACCCAAGACUUCACUGGGCACGCUCUGGCCCUCUACCUCAAUGAUAACUACCUCCAGCAACCAGCUAUACAAACCAUUCGUCGUAUUAAACUGUACUCCGACUCGCUGGCGAGAUAUGGCAAAUCUCCCUACUUGUACCCCAUGUAUGGAUUAGGUGAGCUGCCCCAAGGCUUUGCUCGUCUCUCUGCUAUCUACGGAGGCACCUACAUGCUGGACAAACCUAUAGAUGAAAUAGUUCUUGGAGAAGGUGGAAAGGUGGUGGGUGUCCGAUCAGGCAAUGAGAUUGCCAAGUGCAAGCAAGUGUACUGUGACCCCAGCUAUGUCCCUGACCGUGUCCGCAAGAAGGCCCAGGUGAUCCGUUGCAUUUGUUUAUUGGAUCAUCCUAUUCCCAACACAAAGGAUGCUUUGUCCACCCAAAUCAUCAUUCCCCAGAAGCAAGUAGGAAGGCAUUCUGAUAUCUACAUAUCAGUUGUGUCGUACACACACCAAGUUGCUGCUAAAGGAUGGUUCAUUGCCAUGGUGUCUACUACUGUUGAGACCAAUGACCCUGAGACUGAGAUCAAGCCAGGCCUAGACCUGCUUGGCCCCAUCAGACAGAAGUUUGUGUCUGUCACAGACUACUAUGAGCCCCUUGAUGAUGGCACUCAAAGCCAAAUCUUUAUAUCUGAGUCUUAUGAUGCUACCACACACUUUGAGACUACCUGCUUAGAUGUGAUUAAAAUUUACAAGUAUGGCACAGGUGAAGACUUUGACUUCUCCAAGGUGAAAGUGGAGCUCGGGGAGGAGGAACAGUGAACUAUGUUAUAAUAUCAUGUUUAUGUACAUUGCUUGUUAAUUUUAUAUUUGUUUAAGAACUGUUCUGGCAACAAUAACAAUACUCUAGGGAUUUUGGGUUAACAAUUUUAAGAGCUUAGAUGUAUCGGCAGUAGAUCAAGUAUUAAUGUAUGUACAACGCUCCCAGUGGUUCCAAAACGGAUUUUAUGCAUUUGAUUGCCAAAAAUAAAAUAUUAUUUAAAGGAAUUUAUACUUUAUUUAAAGCUGCUUUUUAAGUAUACAAAGCUAUUAUAUGAUCUGCACAAGUGGUAGGUUAUUUGUACCAGAUGUUAUGCAUUCCAAUUUGGUCAUUGUUUCAUUCUGUAACCAUAUCAUACUUGUAACGAGUCAAAAUUUAUGAAUGCUCAUUAUACCUAUAUGUUGUGUAAGAUCAUGAAUAAAAGUUAUAAUUAUGA